This is a messenger RNA of Suillus subaureus, 471 nucleotides long. RefSeq lists its product as uncharacterized. The coding region runs from base 1 to 471 and encodes 156 amino acids. The transcript has 4 exons. The record is from RefSeq and is a predicted model, not a curated record. NCBI's taxonomy places the organism in Eukaryota, Fungi, Basidiomycota, Agaricomycetes, Boletales, Suillaceae.
AUGGAAGUUCUCGUGCGACGAGGAAUGACCAAAGGAUAUGAAGUAUUUUCUUUACUCACUCUACCGGCAUACGCUGCUUUUGUGCUCAUGCGGAAAGGCAAAGGUCACUUCACUGUCAAUCGGUUCCUUCGCGCGACAUGGGCAGGCGGCGCAGUAGGAUGCGCAGGAGGAGGCAUGCUCGAGUAUGUUCGCUCGUCCAGGGCCAGUGAAGCCACUGUGACGAGCCGGCGCGUGCAACACGCCUACGACGCUGCUUCAUUACGUGCUGACGACCACUCUACUAUCGGCGCGAUAUUGUUUGCGGUACUAACGCCUGCAAUCCUCUGGAAGAGAGCGAGCACGGUGAACUUGGUGCUUGGUGGUGCUGGGAUUGGUUCUGCUAUUGGGCUCCUAACACAUUAUGGACGAACAGUGACAGAGGAUAUAACGCCGGAUGUACAAAUCCCUGAGACUCCCAUUGCAUCAUUAUGA